AGCAACAGGUAAAUUACACUCAGGCAGAAGGAGAAGUCAUGUAAGAAAACCGAUCAGGUGUAGCUGUCUUGUUACCGUGUCCCUGUCCAUUUUACAGCAGAUCCCGUGUACACCAAACACCACAUAGAAGACUGUCUGUGGAUGUAAAGAUGGCUGUAACACAGGAGGUGGUAAUGAACUUUCUGCUGGGGCAUGGAGGAAAAGUGAAGAAUUCCGAACUUGUCAGGGAGUUUAAACCACUGGUUGACUCUCCUGACCCACUGGAAAAAGCCAACAACCGGGAGCUGUUCAAGAGCUUUGUCAACAAUAUAGCAGUGGUGAAAGAUGAAGAGGGAGGCAAGUUUGUUGUGCUGAGGAAAAAAUAUUGGAACUUACUGGCAGAAAGGAAUCAAAAUGGAGCAAGAGAGCAGGAUAAAGAACCCGCAGGGGCAGUCCAAAUAUUGCCUGAAACCCGAAGUCUAUCCGAUGCAGUACCCAGCAACCAACAAAGGAGACCUUCCAAACAAGAUUUAACUUUAGAUAAGGAAGAGUUACAGCUAACAGGUAUAGAUAAUACUGGUCCAAAUGCUCAACCAGUCACCAAUGCUAAUGAAUACAAUACUGCUGAUGAGUCUAGUCAGAAUGAAAAGAGGGAGUCUGUGUUUGCAAUUGUAGCUAGGAUGGAUACUGCUGGGCCAGCACCUGUUCCUAAAGCUCAAUCUAAGGAGUCUGCACAGAAACCCUAUAUGUUGCCUCUUAGGUACCCACAGCCUUCAUCCUCUUUUGAUGAUACAGAAGACCAAGAGGAAAAUAACUAUGAACAACAGAAAGUUGUCAAUACAGCUACAUCUGAGAUUACCAAACCAAUUCAAACAAAAUCCCCCCAUGUCAGUAGGAAACAAUUUGAUGAUGCAGGCUCCAAAUCCCCCCAUAUUAAGAGAUCAUCCAAAAUGAUAAAAGUUAGUGAGGAGAACAAAUACAUUGAUGUUGUUCCUCUAGAUGCAAAUGAGCAUGAAUGGCUAGUGAAAGCCACAAGUGGUCGCUGGAAUCACAGGUUACAUGGAUUGCUUCUAACUGAAAGUGAGUUGGCAGAGAAAAGAGACUUCAUCUCUGGAUUUACUGCUCUACACUGGGCCGCCAAGAGUGGAAACACUGAUAUGAUCAAAACAUUAAUUGAGGUAUCCAAAAAAGCUGAAAUCAAUCUCAAUGUGAAUGUCAAAUCACAUGGGGGUUAUACCCCACUUCAUAUUGCAGCUAUUCAUGACCAUAAAGACGUUGUCAAUCUGCUAGUAGUAGAAUACAAUGCUAAAGUACAUCUCCGAGACUAUAGCGGGAGGAAGCCUUACCAGUACUUAAAGAAAGGAGCCCCUGCUAAGAUAAGAAUUCUUUUGAAUGAUCCACAAGCUCAUAGCCUUGAACAAGCAAUCCCUGCCAAGAGAAAUUCAAAGGUUGCUUCUUCCAUAUUGGGCACUACCACUGCUUUCCUUGGUGUCAUUUCUGAUGACAUAAUUUUAACUGAUCUGGCUAAAGGACUAAAAAAGCCAGGACCCUUAAACAAGUUCUUUACUGCACCAGCAGUGCAUAAGAAAAAGCUCAAACCAAGAGACCGCUAUCCCUCCAUUUCCUCCCUUAAUGAAGAAAUUGAAGAAGAACCAGGAGAACCUGUUGGAAAAAGGAGACCAUUGUCUGACUACCUGCACCAUUAGUUUAUUUGUCCUUUUAAUCCUUUAAAAUGAUUAUGAAAGAUCACAGAUUAAAAAUUAAUUACAAUUUUCUUUCAUGAUAAAUGUUCAGUAGAAACAGUUAAUAUGAAAUCUAGCAGGGGAUUCACUGCAUACUGUUGCAAAUAUAUCCUCAUUGGCUGAAAGAGGCAAUCUCAGAGCUUUAUUGAUGGACAAAACUUUGACAGCUUAAAAAGAAGAAAAAAAUUAUAGAAAACUGUUGUAUCCCUUUUUGUAUCUUUUUCCAUUUUAUUAAUAUUUUUUUCUUCUCUUUUGAUUUACAAUAGCACUUUUUCUUCCUAGCACUGGCAAUCUGAGUUAGCUUUAUGUACUGUUUGAUAAUGGAGUAUUCCAGCCGCAUUAUUUUAAAGUACCUUUAUUAAAUAUAAUACACAGGAUGCUUGAAACUUUGUUACUCUAAGUUUGGACACUAUGUAUUACAUAUAAUAAAGGUCCUUUUAAAUGAUGUGGCGGGAACACACUCUAUUAUUUAAUUCAAAAGCGGUUUGGCAAGCUGGAUAUUAUUAUUAUUUUUUAAAUAUGCUGUGACAUAAUAUAGCAGUGCUUGACAAAUCCCAGGGAGCCAAACUCAGAAGUUUUCUUCUGACUUCUUUUCGGAGUAUUGUACAUAUAUCUAUAAUAAAUCACUUCUAGGACACCAAAUGUAUGGCUGGCUACCCAAUAUUGGCUACUAGGUUCAUAUAAUAUCAUGCCCUAUAAUAUAUUUUUUUGUAUAUAACUACAUAUUGUCUUUAUAUAGUGGUGCUGCCAAAAAGAAGGGUUUAAAGUGAAUGUAAAUUUUGAUGCUAAAG
Bombina bombina (fire-bellied toad) is the source of this 2512-nucleotide messenger RNA. It is a transcript of the gene SOWAHA, whose product is annotated as sosondowah ankyrin repeat domain family member A. Gene Ontology annotation, molecular function: protein binding. NCBI's taxonomy places the organism in Eukaryota, Metazoa, Chordata, Amphibia, Anura, Bombinatoridae. The transcript has a single exon. The record is from RefSeq and is a predicted model, not a curated record. The coding region runs from base 150 to 1685 and encodes 511 amino acids.